AUGGCCUCCGCAGCGUCUGCUGCGCCGAACAUCCUCAUCAUCGUCGCCGAUGAUCUGGGCUUCAGCGACCUGGGCUGCUACGGCUCCGAGAUCCGCACGCCGCACCUCGACUCGCUCGCUGCGGCGCCGACGGGCGUGCGCCUCACAGACUUUCACACGGCCUCGGCCUGCUCGCCGACGCGCUCGAUGCUGCUCACGGGCGUGGACCACCACCUCACGGGCCUGGGCCAGAUGGCAGAAACUAUCGGGCGCAAGGCAGAGUUCCAGGGUCAGCCCGGCUACGAGGGCGUCCUGAAUGGCCAAGUCGUGACGCUACCCGAGAUUCUGCGCGACUCGCACACCAGCUUCAUUGCCGGCAAGUGGCACCUCGGCCUCACUGAGGAGGCCAGUCCGCACGCGCGAGGCUUUGACAAGUCGUGGGUCCUGCUUCCGGGCGCGGGCAAUCACUACGCAUGGCGGCCGCCUCAGGUCGAUGGGCAGGACGUCGUCUUCCCUGCGACGUACCGCGAGGACCGGCGGCUGCUCGCCCAGGACGAGCUGCCGACGCCCUUCUACUCGUCCGCCGUGUUCACCGACCGCUGGCUGGACUUCCACGCCGAAGCGCGCGCAGAGAGCCCGCACAAGCCGUGGCUCGGCCUGCUCACCUUCACGGCGCCUCACUGGCCGCUGCAGGCGCCGCGCGAGGUGUGCGAGAGGUACCGGGGCGUCUAUGCUGACGGGCCUGACGCGCUCCGUCAGCGGCGUCUGGCGGGGCUGGUGAAGGCCGGCCUCGUGACUGAGGAUGCAGCAUCGGCAGCCGCUCCGGCGCGUGAGCGCUACUGCGGCCGAGACACGUCCUGGGCUGCCAUGUCGGCGCAGGAGCAGGCCGAGAGCCAGCGCGCCAUGGAGGUGUACGCCGCGAUGGUCGAGCUCAUGGACGCCAACAUUGGGCGCGUCCUGCAGCGGCUCCGCGAGACUGGCGAGCUGGACAACACGUUCAUCCUCUUCAUGAGCGACAAUGGCGCAGAGGGCGCUCUUCUUGAGGCGCUGCCUCUGUGCAAGCGCAUCCAGGCGACGCACAACAACGCGCUCGACAACAUCGGACGCGAGGACUCCUUCGUUUGGUAUGGCCCGAUGUGGGCGCAGAGCAGUACGGCGCCGUCGUCCAUGUACAAGGCAUGGAUCACCGAGGGCGGCAUCCGUUGCCCAGCGAUCGUCCAUCUGCCGCCCAGGCUCCACGACGGCGCGUCGAUGUACCGCGAGCACCGCUCCGACGCCUUCACGACGGUGAUGGACGUGCUGCCGACGACACUCGACCUCGCCGGCGUGCGCCAUCCUGCGCCGCUGUGGCACGGCCGCGCCAUCCAUGCGCCACGCGGACGGACGUGGCUGCCGUGGCUGCGAGGCACUGCGGCUCAGCCGCACGACGACGCGGGCGACUUUCACGGCUGGGAGCUGUUUGGACAGCAGGCCGUACGGCAGGGCACAUUCAAGGCGCUCUUCAUCCCGCCGCCCGAGGGUCCGGGCCGCUGGCAGCUCUUCGACCUUGCGCACGACCCGGCCGAGGCGCACGACUUGGCGCCGGAACAGCCGCAGCGCCUGGCAAGCCUGCUGCAGGCGUGGGCCGCGUACGAGCUCGAGGUCGGCGUGGUAACCAUCGACGCCGAGCGGUGGCAGGUCGGCUAUGGCGCUCACUAG
Molecule: messenger RNA, 1677 nt
Organism: Tilletiopsis washingtonensis
Lineage: Eukaryota; Fungi; Basidiomycota; Exobasidiomycetes; Entylomatales
Product: alkaline phosphatase-like protein
Exons: 11
Coding region: 1-1677 (558 amino acids)
Molecular function (GO): arylsulfatase activity
Source: RefSeq, a predicted model, not a curated record